Molecule: messenger RNA, 294 nt
Organism: Acomys russatus (golden spiny mouse)
Lineage: Eukaryota; Metazoa; Chordata; Mammalia; Rodentia; Muridae
Product: transmembrane protein 258-like
Exons: 1
Coding region: 1-294 (97 amino acids)
Biological process (GO): protein N-linked glycosylation
Cellular component (GO): membrane-bounded organelle
Source: RefSeq, a predicted model, not a curated record
AUGGAGCUUGAGGCCAUGAGUAGGUUUACUAGCCUGGUGAACCCUCCUGUAUUCCCACACCUGAUUGUGAUGCUUCUAGCCAUUGGCAUGAUCUUUACCACCUGGUUCUUCAUUAAUGAGGUCACCUCCACCAAGUACAUAUGCAAUAUCUACAAAGAGCUCCUCAACUCCUUGGUGGCCUCACCCUUCAUGGACUUUGCAGUCCUGUUCCUCCUGCUCUGGGUCGGUAUCUAUGUAGGAGUCCCCAAGGGUACCCAUCAAGAAGCUCACAAAGUCCCUGCUUUUGAAAAUUAA